Messenger RNA from Phragmites australis (common reed), 1259 nucleotides. Its product is annotated as vesicle-associated protein 1-2-like. Gene Ontology annotation, biological process: endoplasmic reticulum membrane organization. The record is from RefSeq and is a predicted model, not a curated record. Lineage: Eukaryota; Viridiplantae; Streptophyta; Magnoliopsida; Poales; Poaceae. Bases 237 to 989 code for a protein of 250 amino acids. The transcript has 9 exons. Gene Ontology annotation, cellular component: endoplasmic reticulum membrane; plasma membrane.
ACUCCGCUGCUUGUUGCGGCCAAGUUGGGCACAUUGUUUUGCGGAUACUGUAGCACGGAAAAACCUUCCGCUGGAGUUGGCCUUCGGCAAUUCCAAAUUCCCAUCUGCUCCUCCACUCCCGAGGCGAGCGUAGAACCAAACCCUAGCUCCUCACUGACCCGCGUCGCUGCCACCCCAGAUCAAGACCGUACCGCGCUAGAGCGCGUGUCUCCCCCGGAUUCAAGCGCCGGCGCCGCAUGGGGUCCGACUCCAAGGAGUUGCUCGGGAUCGAGCCCCUCGAGCUCCGAUUCCCCUUCGAGACAAAGAAGCAGAUCUCGUGCUCGAUGCAGCUGACGAACAGAACAGAUGACUACAUCGCCUUCAAGGUUAAGACAACGAGCCCUAAGAAGUACUGCGUCCGACCGAAUAGCGGCAUUGUGCCACCACGGUCCACCAGCGAUGUCAUUGUGACAAUGCAAGCGCAAAAAGAGGCGCCGCCGGACAUGCAGUGCAAAGACAAGUUUCUCUUGCAGAGUGUCAUUGUUGGGGAGGGCACGUCAGCCAGGGACAUUACUGGAGAGAUGUUUACUAAAGAAUCAGGUAAUGUGGUGGACGAGGUGAAGCUGAAGGUUGUCUACGUCCCACCACCCAAACCGCCGUCUCCGGUGCAUGAGGGAUCUGAAGAAGGUUCGCCACCUCGUCCUUCAUUGUCCGGAGGAAGCAACUUGAAUUAUCAAGAGAUGCAGAUGUCGAGGGAAUCUGAUGAACCACCGUUGUUCUCUGCUGUAAAAGCUCAGAAGGACCAAGAAGACUUGACCUCUGAGACAUCUGCUUUGAUUUCAAGAUUGACCGAAGAGAGAAACUCUGCCAUUCAGCAGAACAAUAAGCUUCGAGAGGAGCUGGACCUUGUAAGGAGGGAAAUCAGCAAGCAGAAAGGUGGUUUCUCAUUUGUGUUCGUGGUGGCCAUUGCUCUCCUGGGAAUUGUACUAGGAUUUAUCAUGAAGAGAUAGAUGAGCUUGUGUGGCCGGUUUUCCUCGUAAUAUUGAAUAUUGUCUGGUGCAUUCAUUCACAUGUACUACACAGCUACUCCAUAGCACAUUCAUCUUAGGAUCUGGUGUCUUCACUCUUCAGUAAUUGCGUGCUUCAGAUGGCUGGCUACCACACCCAGGCAAUAAGCCUGUCUUAAUCUUGUGUUACUUCUGAUGUUAGCGUGUGCAACUAAGAAAUUGGGUUAUAUUGUUAUCUCUUGGGUCAACCCGCUAAGAAAUACUUCCAUGUAA